AUGCAGUGGCUUGUUACAGGUUGCAGCACGGGCUUAGGCCUCGAGAUCGCCCGAGCAGCUCUACAGGCUGGGCAGAAAUGCAUCGCCACAUCCCGCAAUCCGGCCAGCUCUCCUGAUGCAAUUGCCGAUAUUGAGAAACUUGGUGGUGUUUGGGCGACAUUGGACGUGUCCAGUCCGAGCCUUGAGAAUGACAUUGAGAACAUUGUCAAGAAGCACGGGCCUGUAGAUGUUGUGGUAAACAACGCCGGGUAUGCAGAUGGCGCACCUUUGGAGAUGAUGGACCUAGACAAGGCCCGCCAAAUGUUUGAGACGAACUUCUGGGGACCCAUCCGCAUCAUCCAAGCACUCGUUCCGUCCAUGAGAAGCCGACAUUCUGGGGUGAUAAUCAAUAUCUCCAGUGCAGUCAACUGGAAUCCCCCUCCUGGCGCCGCCGUCUAUGCCGGAUCCAAAUUUGCCAUCGAGGGCAUAUCCGAGGCCCUAGCCACCGAAUUAUCGACCUUUGAUAUCAGAGUGUUGAUUGCCGAACCAGGAGCGAUGAAGACCAAGUUUUUCGAUCAGAAGAAGAUGAAGAUGCCGAUCCUUGCAGACGCUUAUAAGGGAACUCCCACGGAGUUUGUGAUGCAGGCGAUUGCCGGCCUAGACGAAGGAGCGCCGCAGGAUGCGAGGAAGACUGCUGAGGCCAUCGUGAAGGAGGUUUUGGAGCCGUCGUCUACUCCUAUGGCCCUGAGAAUGCCAUUAGGCAUGGAGUCCUUGGGCGGAAUGAGGAAGAGAGCAGAGGAAUACAUCAAGAUCGCUGAUAGCAUGGAAAAGGUUGCUGUGGCUUGUGAUUUCUGA
Molecule: messenger RNA, 834 nt
Organism: Fonsecaea nubica
Lineage: Eukaryota; Fungi; Ascomycota; Eurotiomycetes; Chaetothyriales; Herpotrichiellaceae
Exons: 2
Coding region: 1-834 (277 amino acids)
Molecular function (GO): oxidoreductase activity
Source: RefSeq, a predicted model, not a curated record